Molecule: messenger RNA, 1140 nt
Organism: Carlito syrichta (Philippine tarsier)
Lineage: Eukaryota; Metazoa; Chordata; Mammalia; Primates; Tarsiidae
Gene: STEAP1
Product: STEAP family member 1
Exons: 4
Coding region: 31-1047 (338 amino acids)
Cellular component (GO): endosome; plasma membrane
Source: RefSeq, a predicted model, not a curated record
UGACUGAAGCCAUACUAUUUUAUAGAAUUAAUGGAGAGCAGAAAAGACAUCACAAACGAAGAACUUUGGAAGAUGAAGCCCAGGAGAAAUCUAGAAGAAGAUGAUUAUUUGAAUAAGGACACAGGAGAGACCAGCAUGCUGAAAAGACCUGUGCUUUUGCCUUUGCACCAAACAGCCCAUGUUGAUGAAUUCGAUUUCCCCUCAGAACUUCAGCACACACAGGAACUCUUUCCAAAAUGGCGCUUGCCAAUUAAAAUAGCUGUUAUUAUUUCAUCUCUGACUUUUCUUUACACUCUUCUGAGGGAAAUAAUUCACCCUUUCAUAACUUAUCAUCAACAAUAUUUGUAUAAAAUUCCAAUUUUUGUCAUCAACAAGGUCUUGCCAAUGGUUUCCAUCACACUGUUAGCAUUGGUUUAUUUGCCAGGUGUGAUAGCAGCAGUUGUACAGCUACAUAAUGGAACCAAGUAUAAGAAGUUUCCACAUUGGUUGGACAAAUGGAUGUUAACACGAAAGCAAUUUGGGCUUCUCAGUUUCUUUUUUGCUGUACUGCAUGCAGUUUAUAGUCUAUGCUAUCCAAUGAGGCGAUCCUACAGAUACAAGUUGCUAAAAUGGGCAUACCAACAGGUCCAACAAAAUAAAGAAGAUGCUUGGAUUGAGCAUGAUGUUUGGAGAAUGGAGAUUUAUUUAUCUCUGGGAAUUGUGGGACUGGCAAUACUAGCUCUGUUGGCUGUGACAUCUAUUCCAUCUGUGAGCGACUCUUUGACAUGGAGAGAAUUUCACUAUAUUCAGAGCAAGCUAGGAAUUGUUUCUCUUCUACUGGGCACAAUGCAUGCAUUGAUUUUCGCCUGGAAUAAAUGGGUAGAUAUAAAACAAUUUGUGUGGUAUACCCCUCCAACUUUUAUGAUAGCUGUUUUCCUUCCAAUUGUUGUCCUGACAUGUAAAGGUGCACUAUUCCUGCCAUGCUUAAGGAAGAAGAUACUGAAGAUUAGACAUGGUUGGGAAGAUGUCACCAAAAUUAGCAAAACUGAGAUGUCUUCCCAGUUGUAGAAUUAGUGUUUACACAGAUUUUUGUUCACUAUUGAUAUAUUUUAUCACAAACACUUCAAAUUUGCAUUUGUUAUUAUAAUGACCACUUAAGGA